Messenger RNA from Tetrahymena thermophila SB210, 1011 nucleotides. RefSeq names its product Serine/Threonine kinase domain protein. NCBI's taxonomy places the organism in Eukaryota, Ciliophora, Oligohymenophorea, Hymenostomatida, Tetrahymenidae. The record is from RefSeq and is a predicted model, not a curated record. The transcript has a single exon. Gene Ontology annotation, cellular component: cytoplasm; nucleus. Gene Ontology annotation, molecular function: protein serine/threonine kinase activity; ATP binding. Gene Ontology annotation, biological process: mitotic DNA damage checkpoint signaling; protein phosphorylation.
AUGUCUAUUGAAAACCUUUAUUCCCAACACUUAUCUUCUAAGUCCAAUUAAGUUAAUGAUGGUAUUAACUUUUCGUCUUAUAAGCUUGAAUAAAUAGGCGAGUCAAGUAAUUCUUGUAUAUUCUCAAUCACAAACAAGAAUAAAUAAUCAUAAAUUUUGAAGGUUAUCAAACACAACUCAUAAAACUCUUACAAGUUAGAAGGCCGUGAACAAUGUUCAGGUCACUCUCGUGAAUGCGCUCAUUUACAAAAUGAAUAUAACAUGCUUAGAAAAUUAAAUCACCCAAACAUAAUUGAACUAAAACAUGAUUAAUUGAUUUAAAAUACAAGUAUUGUAGACACUAAUAUCAAUGGUUGCUGUAUUCUACUUGAAAAGGGUAAUUGCGAUUUACUAUAAAUGCUUAGUUAAGUAUAUCCUAAUGUAUUAGAAAUGUCCUACCUUAAAUAUUGCUUUAAAAAAAUUGCCUUUGCAAUUCAAUAUCUUCAUGAAGAAAAAAAAAUAGCUCAUAAUGACAUCAAGUUGGAAAAUAUUAUCUUAUUCAAUUCUGAACCUAAAAUUUCAGAUUUUGGCUUCGCCUAAAAACACGAAUUAGAUCCUAUAGUUCAGAUUAAAAACUGGCUUCACAGAUCAAAGAAGAAUGUAGCACCUGAAAUUAUAAAUAAUAUGAAAAAAUUAAAAGCUAAAUAAAUUGAUGACAUAAAGGCUUUUGAUGAAAGAAAAACUGAUAUUUUUGCUUUAGGUAUUGCUUUAUUCAACGCCUUGAUCCAUUAAAAUCCUUUUGAAAUCAUGGCUGAUUCCAAUGACUCACUUUACUCUAAAUUCUAUGAAUAAGAUGGAGCAUCCAAAUUUUGGAGUGAUCCUUAAAUUUCAAGAAUGUUAGAUUUCAUAUCAUCAUUUGAACAUUCAAAAGUACCACAGUUAAAAAACCUUUUAGAGGGAAUGUUACAUCCAAACCCAAAGUAAAGAUAUUGUAUAAAACAAGUUUUAUCUCAUGAAUGGUUCAACCUUUGA